UAAGGUCUUAUCGCAGCUCACAUUGGCUGGGGAUGUCACAGAAGAACAGUUCAAAGCACAUUUUGAACAUAUGAAGAAAUCUGGAGACUAUUAUGUCAUAGUGGUGGAAGACACAAAUCUUGGACAAAUUGUUGCCACAGCAACACUCAUCAUAGAGCACAAAUUUAUCCAUGCUUGUGCAAAGAGGGGGCGUGUGGAACAAGUGGUUGUGAGUGAUGUAUGCAGAGGAAAACAGCUGGGAAAACUGUUGGUAUCAACAUUGACUCUCCUCAGCAAAAAGUUGCAGUGCUACAAAGUAACGCUGGAGUGUGCGCCAAAAACUGUGGAGUUUUAUAAGAAGUUUGGCUACUCCACUUCAGAUACUUUCAUGGAGUGCCGGUUCUUUGCCUGAAUCUUGAACAUCACAGAAUGUUUGCUAUAGAACUCUUAAUCUGUUCUAUUUUCUGAGAUCGAACUAUCUCCAACUUGCACCUUUUUUAGCCAGCAAAAUAAGAAAAACUUGAUACUUCGGUGACAAGUUUUGUCACAACAAAAUAUUCUGAAAUAUGCAUUUUGAAUUCACUACAACACAGAACAAUGUGCAUAUUCACG
This is a messenger RNA of Sinocyclocheilus grahami, 591 nucleotides long. RefSeq names its product glucosamine 6-phosphate N-acetyltransferase-like. The transcript has 4 exons. The record is from RefSeq and is a predicted model, not a curated record. Gene Ontology annotation, molecular function: glucosamine 6-phosphate N-acetyltransferase activity. Bases 71 to 391 code for a protein of 106 amino acids. Lineage: Eukaryota; Metazoa; Chordata; Actinopteri; Cypriniformes; Cyprinidae.